Molecule: messenger RNA, 936 nt
Organism: Cooperia oncophora
Lineage: Eukaryota; Metazoa; Nematoda; Chromadorea; Rhabditida; Trichostrongylidae
Source: the annotation of a GenBank genome assembly
AUGGGAAAUGGUCAUUUUCAGUUCUACUACUAUCGAUCUGACUUCAACGAGACUCACGCAGCGGAAUGGCGUCGAACUCAAGAGGAAUGUCGAUGUCAAAUGACGAUGACGACAACGAAGGCGAGAAGCCUCAACUGCUAUCCUCGUUCCAUCAUUGCCGACGCCACCAACGCCACUGCUGAUUCAUUGCGAUGUGGCGAAUGCUUUUCGUGCAUUUCGAUGCCAAUGGCAUCUGGAGAACGGUAUGAUCGCAUUCUGAACAGUGCUCUUUCAUUGGAUACAGGGAACAUACAACAUAAACCUAAUUUUAGAAAAGCACAGAUGGUGUUCGCAUUCAGCUCGGAUCACACAGCUGUGAAUAAGUUGUUGGUACUGAUCGGAUCUGUACACAAGCACUAUCCGUCUACAAAAGUUCUACUCUACGACACCGAAGUUGGCAGUGACCUGUUGCAGAAAAAGUUGGUCAGUGUUCGAAAUGUCAUAGUGAAUUCGGCUGACGUUGCUAUGAAACACCUUUCUGAUGAUGCAGACAAGUCACAAAUGAACGCUUUAUUUAUGUGGGAUGCAUUAAGUCGAUACAGAUCAGUAUUGUGGAUGAACGACGAUCUCGAGUUUCUAUCAAGAAAUCUUGACGACAUUCUGAACAAGACCACUUCAGCCAUCACUGCUAUUGGUCGUGAGUACUCCGUGAGCACUAGAAAACACGGUACUUCUUCAAUCAUUUGUCAUGUACUUUCCUGGGAAAAAAAGAACACAGCAUUCACAACGAGAAUUACACGUUACUUCUGUUGCGAAGAGGAGCCGGAAAGGCGCUUCAAUGGUGAGUCAUCGUUUGGUCUGGGGAAGGGGAGGGGGUGGGGAGUGAUACACUUGAUGCCUCUCCAUCAUGAGUCGAUAACUCGCAGUCAGUCGGAGCACUGUCAGUGGGCGGAGUGA